AAAUGGGUCGUGUAAUUCGUGCACAGCGUAAGGGCGCCGGUUCCGUCUUCAAGGCGCACGUCAAGAAGCGCAAGGGAGCCGCCAAGCUGCGUUCUCUGGACUUCGCCGAGCGCUCUGGCUACAUUCGCGGCGUUGUCAAGGAUAUCGUGCACGAUCCCGGUCGUGGCGCACCCUUGGCCGUCGUUCACUUCCGUGAUCCCUACCGCUACAAGCUCCGCAAGGAACUGUUCAUCGCCCCCGAGGGCAUGCACACCGGCCAGUUUGUCUACUGCGGCCGCAAGGCUACGCUGCAGAUCGGCAACGUGAUGCCACUGAGCCAGAUGCCUGAGGGUACCAUCAUCUGCAAUCUGGAGGAGAAGACCGGUGACCGUGGCCGUUUGGCGCGCACCUCUGGCAACUAUGCCACCGUGAUUGCCCACAAUCCGGACACCAAGAAGACCCGUGUCAAGCUGCCCUCGGGCGCCAAGAAGGUUGUGCCCUCGGCCAACCGCGCCAUGGUCGGCAUCGUUGCCGGCGGCGGUCGUAUUGACAAGCCCAUCCUGAAGGCCGGUCGUGCCUACCACAAGUACAAGGUGAAGCGCAACAGCUGGCCCAAGGUGCGUGGUGUUGCCAUGAACCCUGUGGAGCAUCCCCACGGUGGUGGUAACCAUCAACAUAUUGGUAAGGCGUCGACAGUCAAGCGUGGCACAUCCGCCGGUCGCAAGGUCGGUCUCAUCGCUGCCCGUCGUACUGGUAGGAUUCGUGGUGGCAAGGGCAACAGCAAGGACAAAUAAACAACAACAACUGGAGCAGCCCGUUCCGUCUGAGAUCAGCGUAGCGCUGUUUGCUAUAAUUGUGCAUAUGUAUAUGGGAAAGCUGUAUGUGGUCCACAUGCAAUUUACGCGACGGAAUAAAAUUUAUUUCUAAACAACACA
Drosophila novamexicana is the source of this 914-nucleotide messenger RNA. RefSeq names its product 60S ribosomal protein L8 (gene RpL8). The record is from RefSeq and is a predicted model, not a curated record. Gene Ontology annotation, cellular component: cytosolic large ribosomal subunit; ribosome. The transcript has 2 exons. Gene Ontology annotation, biological process: cytoplasmic translation. Lineage: Eukaryota; Metazoa; Arthropoda; Insecta; Diptera; Drosophilidae. Gene Ontology annotation, molecular function: RNA binding; structural constituent of ribosome. The coding region runs from base 3 to 773 and encodes 256 amino acids.